Planococcus citri (citrus mealybug) is the source of this 2540-nucleotide messenger RNA. RefSeq names its product vitellogenin receptor-like. Gene Ontology annotation, cellular component: plasma membrane. NCBI's taxonomy places the organism in Eukaryota, Metazoa, Arthropoda, Insecta, Hemiptera, Pseudococcidae. Gene Ontology annotation, molecular function: protein binding. The coding region runs from base 335 to 2155 and encodes 606 amino acids. The transcript has 12 exons. The record is from RefSeq and is a predicted model, not a curated record.
GAUGUCGUCGCCUCGUCGGAGUAAAAACGCACCAUCACUGACUUAAGCAAGCACAGCACCAACUGCGAGCGUCGAGCGAAUUGUGCAGGAGUACAGGAGUAGAGAAUACAGAGAAUUGGAAGGCCGGUUUUCUUCUUCGUAUUGAAGUUUGAGAUUACAACAAUAUGGUGCAGCUAUAAUGUUGCGAAAUCAUUUGUUGUUGAUUUAGAUUCAUUCCUUCUCUUUCAUUUCUUUCAGCUUGUCGCAUUCACUUUUCAAUUCCAUCAAUUCGUCUGCGGCAUCUGAUUUCAUUUUCGUUGCUGUUAAUAUUCUCACGUGUGUAAUUGUGUGAGAAAUGAUGCAUGCUUCAACAGUAAUACUCAUCUUGAUUUGCACUUUUGUCGAGGUACGCAGCGUUGAUUUGGAAUACAAAACCUUCCGAUGUCCAAAUGGAACGUACAUCAGCAAUCGAUUAGUUUGUGAUGGAAAAAUCGACUGUGUUGGUAACUCGAACUUUAAUCGUACAUAUCAUGAUGAUUCCAAUAAUUGUGAUCAAGCAAACUGCGGCCCGGGGAAAUUCAACUGCAGAACUUCGGAGCUUCAUCAUGCCCGUUGGCAGAUGUCUUAUACUUGUAAGAAUGCUACAGUUCGAUGUAAUACCCUUGAUGAUUGUUUUGAUACCAAUGACGAAUAUAACUGCGGCGAUGAAAUCGAUGUUGAAAAUUGCUCAUUGGGUAGAGGAAAAUAUUUAUGUGACGAUGGAUUAAGAUGUUUGGAUUUCAACCUCACUUGUGAUGGUUUUUGUAAUUGCUUCGAUUGUUCUGACGAAAAAAACGGCUGCUUAAAUGACGGAUAUUCGAACGAUAAUACUGUAAAAUCGUCUCAAAUAGCGUGUUUCAAGUCUCCUAAUGGACCUUUGUGUUGUUCAGAAUUCGAUUCUAUUUAUUGUCAAGAAUGCGACUCACGAAAUGAUAUUUGCGAUCACAAAUGUGUUCAAUUGGUCAAUACGAGUUAUUCCGGAUGUUUUUGUGACGAAAAUUAUGUCGCACGAUUCGGCGAUAUCAGGAAUUCCAAAUGUUGGCCGCAGAAUAACAUGGUAAACGGGAUUACGCUAUUGUACUGGACAAAUCGCAGAUUCAGAUCAAGGAAUCUUUUCACCCAUACGGAUUAUGUUUUGAAAGAAUUGACGUACGAAUGUACUGCCUCAACUGCCGCCCAUGAUUACUCGUAUUACGCUAUCGAUGAAAAUUUCAGAAGCAAUCUUGUUUAUUCUGAUUAUUUUCAUAAUGAUUCGACCCCCAAGAAUAAACGAAUUUUCAAAAUGUCAACGAUUUCUAAAGAUGAGCCGCACGAAGUCAUCAAGUCUGAUGAAAAAAUUGUAUCUCUUGCUGUCGAUUGGAUAACGAAUAAUAUUUAUUAUUCAACAUCAUCGUCUCUGUCAGUUUGUUCAAAUGACGGUAGAAUUUGCAAACAGCUCAAAUCCGGUGAUAUCAGUAUUGUUACGUUGGCUCCAAAAUUUGGAUUAAUGUUUUGGGUUGCACCCUUGGGAUGGGACUUAUAUUAUGUGGUAAAGUCUUCGAUGGAUGGAUCCAGCGAGAAGUAUUUCAAUGACGUUAAUAUAAUGGAGGCUGCAGGUACAAUGCUGGUAGCGGAUGAAUUAACCGAGAGGUUAUAUUUCUAUAGAACUGGAUUUAGAUCUGGAUCUCAGAUACGAUCUGUAACUUUUAAAGGAGAUCAAAUGAAGGUUUGGACAUUCGAUUCUGAUAUGCACUUUGGCACUGUUUUCGAAAAUGAAAUUUUCUUCAUCAGUAAUGAUCAAAAUAGAAUUUCCAGCAUGAAUUUGAAAACUAAAAUAGUUUCGCAGCGAGUUACCAUCGACAAAAGUUUGUACCCGAAUGAUGUCAUAAAUAAAUUGCACGUGUAUAAUCCUCUCCUUCAACGAACCAAGAUUCCGAAUCCUUGUCCAGCGUCGUGCUCUGGAUUAUGUUUGCUGCGCCCGUCUUCGUCUAAAGGUUUUUUAAAUUACACUUGUUUGAAUGAUGAAUCUGGGUCCACUAUUAGUUUUGGCGUUUUAGUGUUUAUUAUAGUUUUAGGGAGUGGUCUUAUUUUCACUGGUGUUCAUGUUUUGUAUUUUAAAGUUUACAAGCGAAAUUCUUUGAAAUUUUGUUGUACAUAAUGGUACAUAUUUGUAUACUUACCUAAAUGUGAAAAAAGAUCAAGGAAUAGAAAUAGAAUAAGGUAACCUAAAGAUAGAUCGAGUUUUUCGUCAGUAUAAGAUGCAAUUUUUCCUUUCAAUUGCUUGUAGAGGAAGAAACAGCUUCAAGUUUUAUUAUUAGGUUUUGCUUAGUUUUUAGUAUUUACCAGUUUUAAAGUAUAAUUUUUUUUUAAAUAUUAUUAUUCCAGUGCAGUUUUUUUUUAUUAAAUGCUCAUACUUUUUUGGUAGGUAUUCGUUAAUUAUUAAUUGAAUCCGUGUGGUCUCGAAAAAUUUCAUUAAUGUGAACAAAGAAACGCUGUGUCAGUGUAUCAGAGAUGGUAGAAUAAAUAAUAAAUAAUUUCGUGAA